Messenger RNA from Coprinopsis cinerea okayama7#130, 904 nucleotides. Its product is annotated as mitochondrial 54S ribosomal protein YmL8. Gene Ontology annotation, molecular function: structural constituent of ribosome. The record is from RefSeq and is a predicted model, not a curated record. Gene Ontology annotation, cellular component: ribosome; mitochondrial large ribosomal subunit. NCBI's taxonomy places the organism in Eukaryota, Fungi, Basidiomycota, Agaricomycetes, Agaricales, Psathyrellaceae. The transcript is spliced from 4 exons. Bases 19 to 861 code for a protein of 280 amino acids. Gene Ontology annotation, biological process: translation.
CACCUUCACAUUCCAACCAUGAAGCAUGGCGUAGCAUUCCGAAAGUUCUCGAGGACGUCGUCCCACCGAAUGCUUAUGCUUCGGAACCUAGUCACUUCCUUGUUCGAACAUGAAAGGAUUAAGACUACCUUGCCCAAGGCCCGGGACACCGCGAGACUGGCUGAAAAGAUCAUCACAAUGGGCAAGAAGGGAACUGCUGGCAGUGAAUCCCAGGCCUCGUCGUUCCUCCUCAAACCUACGGCGCUCAAUAAACUUCUCGAAACUUACGCGAAACGAUACGCAGACCGACCAGGGGGCUACACCCGGAUUCUGAAGCUCGGAAACAGAAAGGGAGACCACGCACCCGCCGCCGUUCUCGAACUCGUUGACAACCCAAAGGAUUUGCGCUUUGAAAUGACGGCGCGUGCAGCUGGCUGGGAUAUUGUUCAGCACCAGCUUCAUAACCAAAGGCUGGGCGCGGUGAUGAAGACGGGUGCCCAGAAUGCCGAAGAUAUUCUCAAGGCAGCGCAGCAAGGCGAAUCCACAGUUUUACGACCACAAACGGCGAUGAAUGUCCAAAAACUGCUGAAAUUCAGGGGGCCAGAAGCUCUUGUGGAAAUGAGCGAAAAGGCCAAAGAACACGCCGACCGUCUUCUUGCUACGCCCCUCGCCUUGAAAACAAUGUACGAAGCGAAGAAGGAGAAGAACCAGAGAAACCCACCUCCCCGUCCCAUUGCUGGUAUGAAGCAAGUUGGAGAGACGCGAAGCGUUUUGGAUCUCGCUCGCGGACGACUGGGUCACGCACGCGCUCCACCCGCGAAAUUGUUGACGAUGUCGACUGCAUUCAACGGGAAGUACAAGCAACAGAUCACACAUCCUUAGAUCCCCGUCGCCGGUUUCGGUCAUUCCUUGCCAUGAUGUAUGU